GAAGGUCAGAGAGCCUAAAGGCAGCUCCACAGCCUCCUUCUUUCUCCUCAGCCUUGUGGCAGCUUGGAUCAGGCCUAAAGGAUGAACAUGUCCCCCACUGUGGCCUCUCUGCUGUGGCUUGGGCUGUGUCUGGCUCAGAUCGCUGCUGCAGGGGCUCAGUCCCUCCCUUCAGUGGGCUCCUGCCCAUCUUCCAGCUCAGAACAGAAGGGCACCUCCAUGGCAGGGACCCCCAAACCCUUCAUUAGGGUUGAGCCCGGCUCUGUGGUGCCCUGGGAAGCACACAUACAUUUCUGUUGCCGGAGCCCAUGGAGAAGUGGGAGUUUUCAGCUUUGGAGGGAUGGAGGAUGCUCACGUCAGAUAAACACCUCCAGAGAGCAGGCUGAGGGCUGCUUUCCAACUUUGUUAGCUGCUCCAGGGAGCUACAGCUGCAGCUCCUCCCGGGGACUCCACUGGUCGGAGCUCAGUGACCCCCUGCAGCUGCUGGUGACAGGACAUUUCUCCAAACCCUCCUUACGUGGACAACCAAGCACCAUGGUCGCUGGAGGAGACACAGUGACCCUCCUGUGCCAUGUGUUAUCCCACCAUAAUAAUCAAAAAUUUAUAUUCUCUCUGCUGAAGUCUGGAGCGUUGGGUCCAAUACAGUACCAGAGCCUAGGUGGGAGUGCAGCCAGCUUCACUCUCCUGUCUGUGAAGGCUGAGGAUGCUGGGAACUACAGCUGCAUUUACUCACUGGAAGGGAGAGCAUCAUGA
This is a messenger RNA of Monodelphis domestica (gray short-tailed opossum), 750 nucleotides long. Lineage: Eukaryota; Metazoa; Chordata; Mammalia; Didelphimorphia; Didelphidae. The record is from RefSeq and is a predicted model, not a curated record.